AUGACGAAAGUUGAAGUGCAACCAAGUCUAGAAUCCCUCAAGGGCUUUGUUGCGGAGAACGAUGAAUCGGUCAACAUGUACCCUGUCUUCUGUUACCUUCCAGCAAUGGACUUGACGCCGCACCUGGCUUACCUGAAGCUUGCUCAAGUGAACAAUCCUGACAGAAAGCAGUCAUUCCUUCUUGAAAGCGCAACUUCUGACAAUCAGCUAGGUCGUUUCUCUUUCCUGGGCACCAAUCCUCGCAAAACCAUAAAAACAGGUCCUACUGCUGGCUUAGAGGUGGACCCACUCACCGUUUUGGAGAAAGAGCUAGAGAACUACAAGCUGGCUGAAAACAUUCCUGGUAUCCCAAAGCUGAGUGGUGGUGCCAUCGGUUACGUUUCUUACGACUGUAUCAAGUAUUUUGAGCCCAAAACUAAGCGUCCUCUGAAAAACGUGCUUCAGUUGCCAGAGGCAUGUUUGAUGCUGUACGACACUAUUGUAGCCUUCGACCACGUUUACCAGCGCUUUCAAAUCAUUCACAACAUUGACUUACGUACGGCUGAAUCGCUAGAGAAAGGCUACGAAAAGGCGCAGAAAAUUGUUCGCGACGUGGUUUCUACACUGGAGAGCUCUGAUACAUUGGAAAACGUCAUUCAACCACCAAUCAAGCUAAAUCAAAGCUUCACUUCCAACAUUGGCGAGAGCGGCUACAAAGCUCAUGUCACUACACUGAAAGAGCACAUCAAAAAGGGAAAUAUUUUCCAAGCAGUUCCGUCUCAGAGAGUCGCAAGACCCACUUCUCUGCAUCCUUUCAACAUCUACAAGCACUUGAGGACUGUGAAUCCCUCACCUUACUUGUUUUACAUCGACUUGCUGGACUUUCAAGUCAUCGGAGCGUCUCCCGAGCUACUAUGUCAAGUUGAUACCAAAAACAAGAUCAUUACUCAUCCAAUCGCAGGUACCGUGAAGAGAGGCAAAACCCCAGCAGAGGACGAUGAGCUGGCUGACGUUUUGAGAAGCUCAUUGAAGGACCGCUCAGAGCAUGUCAUGCUUGUUGAUCUGGCUAGAAAUGACGUGAACCGUGUUUGUGAUCCUAUGACUACCAACGUUGAUAAGCUAUUGACUGUGCAACGGUUUUCCCACGUCCAGCAUUUGGUUUCACAGGUUUCAGGAACUUUGAGAAAGGACAAAACACGCUUUGACGCUCUCAGGUCCAUCUUUCCUGCAGGAACUGUUAGCGGAGCCCCUAAAGUUAAGGCCAUGGAGCUUGUUGGGGAGCUUGAGGGCGAAACAAGAGGCGUUUAUGCCGGUGCUGUUGGCAACUGGUCAUAUGAUGGGAAAUCCAUGGAUACGUGUAUUGCAUUGAGAACUAUGGUAUACAAAGACGGUGUUGCUUAUUUGCAAGCCGGCGGUGGUAUUGUUUUUGACUCUGAUGAGCAAGAAGAGUAUGAGGAAACUCUUAACAAGAUGCGCGCCAAUCACAAUACCAUUCUACAAGCUGAAGAAAUCUGGGCAGCUCGUGUGGGCACUAUCGAUUAG
Lachancea thermotolerans CBS 6340 is the source of this 1521-nucleotide messenger RNA. It is a transcript of the gene TRP2, whose product is annotated as anthranilate synthase TRP2. Bases 1 to 1521 code for a protein of 506 amino acids. Gene Ontology annotation, molecular function: anthranilate synthase activity. The record is from RefSeq and is a predicted model, not a curated record. NCBI's taxonomy places the organism in Eukaryota, Fungi, Ascomycota, Saccharomycetes, Saccharomycetales, Saccharomycetaceae. Gene Ontology annotation, biological process: L-tryptophan biosynthetic process. The transcript has a single exon.